This is a messenger RNA of Magnolia sinica, 1428 nucleotides long. RefSeq names its product nuclear transport factor 2-like. NCBI's taxonomy places the organism in Eukaryota, Viridiplantae, Streptophyta, Magnoliopsida, Magnoliales, Magnoliaceae. The record is from RefSeq and is a predicted model, not a curated record. The transcript has 8 exons. Gene Ontology annotation, molecular function: mRNA binding. Gene Ontology annotation, cellular component: ribonucleoprotein complex; cytosol. The coding region runs from base 238 to 1413 and encodes 391 amino acids.
ACCAUCCUCUUCCCCCUCUCGUCUCUCUCUCUCUCUCUCUCUCUCAAAGCCUCCCAACAGAAAAGCCAUCGCACCAUCAUAUAAAUAAACAAAGAGGCCCACCUCCGUAACAAACACCCCCUUCUCUCCUUUUCCUUCAGAUCUAAAAUAACUUACCAAAAACCCUAGGAAAAGGCCAAGGGGAAUAGCAGAAAAUUCCCACCCUCCGUUCAGAUCUCUCCCUCAUCAAAACCAGGAAUGGCCCAGCAGCAAGCCGCCGCCGGAUCUUGUCCAUCUGCUCAAGUGGUCGGGAAUGCAUUUGUCCACCAGUACUACCAUAUCUUGCAUCAGUCUCCGGAGCUUGUGUAUCGGUUCUAUCAGGAGAGCAGCAAGCUGGGACGUCCUGAGGCUGAGGGCGCGAUGAGUUCGAUCACGACUAUGCAAGCUAUCAAUGAGAAGAUACUCUCUCUUGACUAUGGUGAAUGUAGGGCAGAGAUAAAGACAGUGGAUGCACAAGAUUCAUUCAAUGGUGGUGUUCUUGUCCUUGUGACUGGAUAUUUGACUGGGAAGGACGAUGUGAAGAGGAAUUUUACGCAGUCUUUCUUCCUUGCCCCUCAAGACAAAGGCUACUUUGUUUUAAAUGAUAUAUUUAGAUACAUGGAAGAUGUUGCGCAUCCUGAGGAAAGUCAAGGGUUAGCUAAUGGCAUGAUACCCCCUCUAACACCUGACCAUGGGGACUUGUGUUUAUAUACAGAGCCUAUUCAAGCUCAGGAGGAAAGGGUUCCCGAACGAACUGCUUCAUUGUCAGAGGAAGAACUUAAUGUUGAGGAAGUUUAUAAUCCUUCCGAUAACGAGGAUGGUUCAGUUGUUGAAGAAGAAGCACCAGUUGCUGAGGUGGUUGAUGAAAUUCCGACUGAGACCGAGGUGGAUGCUCAGGUAGUGGCUGAUCCUAGUUCCGUUGUCCAAGAAGAAGUGCCUAAGAAGUCAUAUGCUUCAAUUGUGAAGGUUAAGAAAGAGAGUCCGGCGCCUUUAUCAGUUCCUGUGCCUGCCCCUGUGAGGUCUAUCCCUGCAAAUCCAGAAUGGAGUGUUGCUCCCCUUCCGGCACCAGCUCCAGCGCCUGAAACACCCUUAGCCAAUUCAAAUUCCAAUGAAAAUGGCAGCGUCCAAGAAGAAGCUGAUGGUUACUCAAUUUACAUAAAAAAUCUGCCCUUGAAUGCCACAUCUGCCCAACUUGAGGAAGAGUUCAAGAGGUUUGGACCCAUUAAAAAUGGGGGAGUACAAGUUCGAAGCAAUAAGCAACAAGGGUUUUGCUUUGGUUUUGUGGAAUUUGAGGUUGCUGGUGCUGUCCAAAGUGCAAUUGAGGUAUGCCUGCAUAUGCUUGCUGUAACAGUAAACUUUUUCUUAGAGUCCCUUAUUGUGAUCUCAGUUGAUUGACAUGAUUGGUUGCUU